AUGUCGACUAUCGACUUUAGCAUUGACGAGACCGACCCCGAAGUGACCGCACUAUGCGGGCAAACCUCUGUGUUGAAGGUCCACAGGAUACUUCAGCACUACCUUGAAACAUGUGAAAAUGAUCCCAAGUCAUUCUCCAACGCUCUUACGCAACUCGAUGCGAUGUUGCAUUCUAUCGACCCAAAGGAUGAGGGCAAAGAAGGCAGCGCAUCGACCGAACACACCGCGUUCUCCUGGACUCUGAUCGAUCUGGCGCUGAAGGUUCCCUAUUCUCAUCCGGCACAAGAUCAUCUCGUUAGCCUUUUGGCACAUCUGCGCAAGUCGGUCAAGCUAAAUAAGGCUGUUCUGGACACCGACACCGACCGACAGGCCUACGCUUCCCUGACCUAUUUCCAUCGUUCAGUGUACGAAAAGUGUGCCAAUUUCCUUUUCGAGCCAGGGACGUCUGAGGAAGUAGCGUCCCUCAAUGAAUGUGCAUUCUUGGCGCGGCUGUCGGCUGCUGGGAUUUCCCCCGACAUCAUCUAUGCAAUAUGGAACUUCAGAGAACUCUUGGAGGAAGAAGCAGCGUAUAAGCAUAACGCGGCUCUGUACAGUGCCAGCAUGGCAGGCGCCUCUGUGUGGAUCAUUUAUGCCGGGCAGUCGCUCUUCAAGGAGGUGGUCCAUUCCCCGCGUGCUAGCAGCCUCAAUGAGACUUCAUGGCGAACCGGGACACUCUACGACGGUCCUAUUCUUGGCUUUCCGCGUUGGAGCUUCUGGCGAAAGACCCUUGAUGCUGCCAGGGAAAGCCCACGAGUCGGUGAUGAUACUCGCGUGCUGACCCAGAAAGCGGUGGAAUUGAUGGAUGUGCUUGAGCGGGCAAACAAAUGAAUGGGCAUCAAUGGCUUGAUUGUUUGAUUUUACGACUGAUCAUUGUUGUGUGUAAAUUACCAGAAUAUCAUUUCAAG
This is a messenger RNA of Penicilliopsis zonata CBS 506.65, 944 nucleotides long. RefSeq lists its product as hypothetical. The record is from RefSeq and is a predicted model, not a curated record. Lineage: Eukaryota; Fungi; Ascomycota; Eurotiomycetes; Eurotiales; Aspergillaceae. Bases 1 to 867 code for a protein of 288 amino acids. The transcript is spliced from 3 exons.